Messenger RNA from Phyllotreta striolata, 258 nucleotides. NCBI's taxonomy places the organism in Eukaryota, Metazoa, Arthropoda, Insecta, Coleoptera, Chrysomelidae. The record is from the annotation of a GenBank genome assembly.
AUGAAGUCCACCGGUGUCAUCCUUUUGAUUUGUUUAAUGGUAAUUAACGAUUUCGUCGCUGCAGAAGUGAUGAAUGUGAAAGAACCGCAGGAAAAUAUCAAUCAUACUAGAGCUAAAAGAUUAUCCUGCGAUUUACUGGCCAUUCAAGUAGCAGAAUUAAACGUCGGCGAAACCCUUUGCGCCAAUUUGUGCAAACUCCAAGGCAAAGCCACCGGCUCAUGCGUCGAUCACAAUUGCAGCUGCAAGGAAAUGGCAUAG